AUGCAUACGCACUGCCGCCAGGCGCCCGCCCUCCGCUGCAGCGGGUGCCUGCCGCCCGCCCGGCCCCCCGCAGUGCCUGACCAUGCGCUUAUCUACCGCACCAUCGCGCCGCCGGGCACGAGACCCACCCCUCGCGUCUGCCCGGCCGCGCCCCCGACCGCCGCCGACCAACCUAUGACCGCCGUGAGCCUCGACCCGCGCGUCUCCAUCUACAGCGCGCCGCCGCUCCUCGCGCGCACUGCCCACAUCCCAGGGCCGCGUCUGGCUUCCUCGAGCGCCCCCACCAUUUUUGAGUGCUUCAUUCUUCAUUCUUCUGUCUUCCUCAUCGUCCUGGUCUGCCUCAUCUUCAGCGUGCUGUCCACCAUCGAGCAGUACGUCGCCCUGGCCACAGGGACCCUCUUCUGGAUGGAGAUUGUGCUGGUGGUGUUCUUUGGGACGGAGUACGUGGUCCGCCUCUGGUCGGCAGGCUGCCGCAGCAAGUACGUAGGCAUCUGGGGGCGGCUGCGCUUUGCCCGGAAGCCCAUCUCCAUCAUCGACCUCAUCGUGGUCCUGGCCUCCAUGGUUGUCCUCUGCGUGGGCUCCAAAGGGCAGGUGUUCGCCACCUCGGCCAUCAGGGGCAUCCGCUUCCUCCAGAUCCUGAGGAUGCUGCACGUUGAUCGCCAGGGAGGCACCUGGAGGCUGCUGGGUUCUGUGGUCUUCAUCCAUCGCCAGGAGCUCAUCACCACCUUGUACAUCGGCUUCCUGGGUCUCAUCUUCUCCUCGUACUUCGUGUACCUGGCCGAGAAGGACGCCGUGAACGAGUCAGGUCAAGUGGAGUUUGGCAGCUACGCGGAUGCCCUGUGGUGGGGGGUGGUCACGGUCACCACCAUCGGCUACGGGGACAAGGUGCCCCAGACGUGGGUCGGGAAGACCAUUGCCUCCUGCUUCUCUGUGUUCGCCAUAUCGUUCUUCGCGCUCCCGGCGGGGAUUCUCGGCUCCGGCUUCGCCCUGAAGGUCCAGCAGAAGCAGAGGCAGAAACACUUCAACAGGCAGAUCCCGGCCGCAGCCUCCCUCAUUCAGACGGCGUGGAGGUGCUAUGCGGCCGAGAACCCCGAGUCCUCCACCUGGAACAUCUACGUCCGGAAACCCACCCGGAGCCACACCCUGCUGUCCCCCAGCCCCAAGCCCAAGAAGUCCGUCAUGGUAAAGAAGAAGAAGUUCAAACUGGACAAGGACAACGGGGUGAGUCCUGGAGAAAAGACGCUCACAGUCCCCCACAUCACAUGUGAGCCCGUGGUCAGCAGUGCAAAGCUGAGGCCAGACCAUGUCUCGCUUUGUGCGUGUGAUUUGAGUGCACCCUCCCCCCUUUUACUAGAAAGUCAUUCCACUCACUUUUUGAGAACCAACACUGUGGCCCAGCCCCUCGACACACAGGAGGAGACGCCACUUGGCCCUCGUGCGCAUGUGAGUUCGCUGCGGGAGCACCAUCGGGCCACCAUCAAGGUCAUCCGGCGUAUGCAGUAUUUUGUGGCCAAGAAGAAAUUCCAGCUGUCCGUCCAGGGCUGGGUCUUCUGGGGCCCCCAGAAGAAAGCCAGCUGGCUGGACCAGUCCAUCGGGAAGCCGUCCCUUUUCAUCUCUGUCUCAGAAAAGAGCAAGGACCGGGGCAGCAACACCAUUGGGGCCCGCCUCAACCGGGUAGAAGACAAGGCCGUGGUCCCUGCUCCUCUCCUGGCCUCUCUCAUGCCCUCUGGCCCUCAACCCAGCCCCACCAGCUCCCACCCUGCUGGCUGCCUUGCCGUGCGCACGCUGGCCGCUCUGUGCCCCACGCUGGCUGCCAAUCCCACAGCCCCGACGUCAGUGGAGUUCAGCCCAGCCCAGGAGGUGGAGCCACCUCGGGUCACCUCUGCAGCCACCUGGCGGGUCCCGUUCAUGCCAAGCCCGGAGAAGUGCAUGGCGCGCGUGCUGCCUCCCGUGCGGCGGGCGCUGCUGGCCUUACGCGUGUUUGAGGAGGUGGAGGCCUGGGCGCACAGCCUCGAGUCUCGGGAGGGACUCGUCUCCAACCCACUGCCCAUCCCCCGGGACCCAGGAUAA
This is a messenger RNA of Puma concolor (puma), 2070 nucleotides long. Lineage: Eukaryota; Metazoa; Chordata; Mammalia; Carnivora; Felidae. The record is from RefSeq and is a predicted model, not a curated record.